GAUUGCGGGCCCGCGGGGGAGCUGGAGCGCCGAGUCUGACGCGGAGCGAGGGGCUGAGGGGUGCAGGCGCCCCGAGCGCAGGCCGAUCCCCUGCCGCCCCGGGAACCAUGUGCUCCGACUCGGUCUGGGCCGCGGGGGAGGCUGCGCGCUUUGUGUGAACUGUUGGGAAUGCAGCGCGAGUGUGCCGCCCGGGGGAGUGUCGGGCCGGGCUGGGGGAGUUGUCAGAAAGUUCGUGCGGGAGUGGCUGCAGGUCGGCGUGGUGGAGUGUGUAUGUAGGAGGGUGCGCAGGCUGUUGUGUCGAGAGGGUGCUGCCCCAGGCCAGUUAGGGCUUGCCGAGGUCCAGCCUAGCCUCUAGACACCAUGUCAGACAGUGAUCUGGGCGAGGAUGAAGGUCUCCUCUCCCUGGCAGGCAAGAGGAAGCGCAGAGGGAACCUGCCCAAGGAGUCGGUGAAGAUCCUCCGGGACUGGCUGUACUUGCACCGCUACAAUGCCUACCCCUCAGAGCAGGAGAAGCUGAGUCUUUCUGGACAGACCAACCUGUCAGUGCUGCAGAUAUGUAACUGGUUUAUCAACGCCCGCCGACGGCUUCUCCCAGACAUGCUUCGGAAGGAUGGCAAAGAUCCCAACCAAUUCACCAUUUCGCGCCGCGGGGGUAAGGCCUCAGAUGUGGCCCUCCCCCGUGGCAGCAGCCCCUCGGUGCUGGCUGUGUCCGUACCAGCCCCCACCAAUGUGCUCUCCUUGUCUGUGUGCUCCGUGCCGCUCCACUCAGGCCAAGGGGAAAAGCCAGCAGCCUCCUUCCCACAAGGGGAGCUGGAGCCUCCCAAGCCCCUGGUGACCCCUGGCAGCACACUCACCCUGCUGACCAGGGCUGAAGCUGGAAGCCCCACAGGUGGACUCUUCAACACGCCACCACCCACACCCCCAGAGCAGGACAAGGAGGACUUCAGCAGCUUCCAGCUGCUGGUGGAGGUGGCGCUACAGAGGGCUGCUGAGAUGGAGCUCCAGAAACAGCAGGACCCAUCGCCCCCAUUACUGCACACUCCCAUCCCCUUAGUCUCUGAAAACCCCAAGUAGGCACCUGCCAGUAGGGGUGCUCGAGGCUCGAGCCAGCUGUCCUGGGUUUCCGUUCUGGUUCCCUUUCAUACAGAGGGUUUUCUUUGGAUCACUGCCAAACAUCAGGAUCAUCUCCUCUGUUCAGAGGUCUUCAGCAGGAAGACACCAGCUGGUGUCACUGCACUGUGAUGGGGACCUCUCCUCUGCUGACUCUGCCAUUUCUCCAGGCCUCCUCAGUGAUGAGACCAAGAGAUAUUGGAGACAGGCAUGGUGCUGCUGCUGCUGCUUCUCCAGAGAAUCCCCGGGACACCUUUGUCCCAGCCUGCUUUCCUGGGCUGGGCACAGGAAACCUGCCAAGUUCAGACCUAUGCUGGGUCCAGGUUGCCCCUGAGCUGGGCCUCUUUUUGUUAAGCCAAGUGUGGACAUUCCAAGUUCAUAAGUGUGAACAAAAGAAAAGAGGAACCCAGCACAUGUAACAGAACCGACUCCAGUUGAAUGUUUAGGUUUUCACUAAACUUUGUGUUUAUUUUUCCCUU
Ceratotherium simum simum (southern white rhinoceros) is the source of this 1589-nucleotide messenger RNA. RefSeq names its product TGFB induced factor homeobox 2 (gene TGIF2). Lineage: Eukaryota; Metazoa; Chordata; Mammalia; Perissodactyla; Rhinocerotidae. Gene Ontology annotation, molecular function: DNA binding. The record is from RefSeq and is a predicted model, not a curated record. Gene Ontology annotation, biological process: regulation of DNA-templated transcription.